ACUCGAUUAGACCGAGAGGCAGGAGUGCGUAACAAUACGCAACAAAGCCGCGCAGUGAGCGCAACAACAACCGGGACACCUUCCUUCUUCUUUCACAGCGAUCUCCAUUUUAACUCCUCGCCCAGCCUGCACCUCACGUGUCCUGGACUGUCUUUCUCACAUGACCCGUGUGUUUGUCCCCGUGAUCAGAGCUUCCAUCUCCCGUAUUUCAAGUGUCGCUGAAUAUCGCAUUUUUAAAACCGCUCGCCUUCAUGGAUAUGCUCGAUCAGAGCUUGGACACCUCGACGAGUCACGAGAAACAGGAAACUGAGGAGGUUGUUCAGCUGCAGGAGGGAGAGGGGGUGGGAGCGGAGGAGCAGGCAGCCGUUACAAUAGCGAGCGUCCAGCAAGCGGCAGCCUUUGCAGACCACAAUGUUCAGUACCAGUUCCGGACAGAGAACACUGGUGGACAGGUGACAUAUCGUGUGGUCCAGUUAACAGAGGACCAUUUGGAAGGAGAUGGAGGAGCGGCAGUCAGUGUAGUGUCCACAGCCUUUGCGGGCGCACAGCAAGCAGUAGCACAGGCUGUCAUCCAGAACCCUUUUAGUAAUGGAGGCAGUCCAGCGGGUGAAACGGUGGGGGGAGAGACACGCUUUGCCUACUUUCCAGCAGCAACUGUCACUGACGGUACAGCUACAGCUGUCUCAGUGCAGGCCACGUCUGAUCCGACCCUCACACAGGCUGGAGGUCAGUUUUACGUGAUGAUGAGUCCACCAGAUGUUUUACAGACUGGAACACCACGGACCAUUGCCCCUCGUACACACACUUACUCUACAGACCUUGGUGAACGUGAGAGUCUUCAACACAGCAGAUCAGAAUGGAAAAUUGAUGGCCCCCGGGCACCUCGUGAUGAGAGAAGGAGAGCACAGCACAAUGAAGUGGAAAGGAGAAGAAGAGACAAAAUCAACAACUGGAUUGUCACACUGUCUAAAAUCAUCCCAGACUGCAAUAUGGACAAUACCAAAACAGGAGCAAGUAAAGGAGGCAUCCUGUCUAAAGCAUGCGACUACAUUAGAGAACUCCGACAGACUAACCAGAGGCUGCAGGAGAGCUACAAGGAGGUGGAGAGAAUACAAGUGGACAAUGAGCUACUAAGACAACAGAUUGAAGACCUGAAAAAUGACAAUGCAUUGCUCAGAGCUCAACUACAACAACAUGGCCUGGAAAUCAGUGAGACUACAUCACAGUGACAAAAACAAAACAACAAAAAAACAUUCUCACGAAUAAAAAAAAAAAGUGAAAGUGACGUGGAGAAUUAUCCCUCAAUGACUUACUUGUACACGCCUCAUCACAGAGUUAAGAUGUUCUGCAACUCAAGUAGGGUAUGAAUGCUUAUGUGAUGCACAGACACACAUCCUUCUGACAAGAGACUCUGACCAUUUUGAAAAUAACAUCUGCUGUACAAGCACAUUUUGUUUUCUCCGUCACUUCCGUGAGAAUUCAACAACUUGGACUCGACUGAUAUGGAAUAACCCUCAUCUUCCAGAAGUAUCCUGCUUGCCACAGGUUUAUGUCUUUAGCUUCAAUCAUGGAUUUUUGAACCAAUUAUUUGCCUGCUAAUGCCUAAUGCUCAUCUUUUGUUCUGUUUGAAACAUUUUGGUGGAUUUUAUUUUUGCUACAUAGUGCAAAUUUUACUACUGUCUCUAACAUGACAGAAGGUCUUUUUUCGAGGGUUCUUCUGUAUUUUAUUUAUUAGCUUUCAAGAAAUUGCGUAGCAGCAGGUAUACAAAACUAUUGCAUUUGGCUGAUGUUUUGAAUUAGAUUUCAUUUUUCUGUCUUGUAGUCUUUCCAUAUAUCAGACUUUGUGAAAUACAUUCAUCAGGCUGAUCAAAGACUUGAUAUCGUGGCACAUCAAGACUAAUUUACAGUACAAAUUUGCUUAGAAUGUAAAUGAAAGUGCAUAGAGUAUGUUUUUAUUUAAAAUGGAGACUUGUGAUAUCUAAAACUGCAUUACCUAUAAAUCUCAGUUUUCAGAGUACAUUAUAUUUAAUGCACUGUAAUUUUAGUGAAGGAUGAACGAGUAGCUCAGGGUUUUGAGAUGCAGGAAAAUAGCCUAGGCUCUCCCCACUAACCUUGUAAUCCUGCACUUUUUCCCCUUUGGCUUUAAUAUACUAGAUUCAAACAUGAACUGUGUGUAUAUAUAUAUAUAUAUAUAUAUAUAUAUAUAUAUAUAUAUAUAUAUAUCUCAUGUAUUUCAACCAGUUGUUCUUAAGUCAUUAAUUAAUUCAAAUUAAUGUACUUCAUAAGCCCUAAUUCCCAGGUUCAUAUAAUCUAUGGCAAAUAAAAUGGAAGAUGCACAAUAGAAACAGAUAGAAUUGCUACUGCUAGUAGUGUUCUGGCUUAUUUUGUUGUAGCUUAUCUUCCAUUUUAUUUUGUAACAGUCCUAAUUUAGGUGGUUGAUUUAGACAUUGAUCAACAACACCAUUUCGGUCAAUAAAAUUGGAUUUGAGCUUUAAAA
Carassius carassius (crucian carp) is the source of this 2497-nucleotide messenger RNA. Its product is annotated as upstream stimulatory factor 2-like. Gene Ontology annotation, biological process: regulation of transcription by RNA polymerase II. Gene Ontology annotation, molecular function: RNA polymerase II cis-regulatory region sequence-specific DNA binding; DNA-binding transcription factor activity, RNA polymerase II-specific; protein dimerization activity. Bases 252 to 1229 code for a protein of 325 amino acids. NCBI's taxonomy places the organism in Eukaryota, Metazoa, Chordata, Actinopteri, Cypriniformes, Cyprinidae. The transcript is spliced from 11 exons. The record is from RefSeq and is a predicted model, not a curated record.